UUGAAUUUAACACGUGGUCGUUUAUUGUUGCGUUUUUUGUCCACCAGAUGUCACUGUCAAGCAAUACAACAAGAUGGGGAAAUGUCUUAUUUUGAAGUCAGCCAGUAUGAUUUUUAUUUUGAAGUGCCGCGCCUCACACCGAGGGAAGGAACAGAGUCCAACGAGGCGACAGGACCGGACAGUACAGUAGCCGCUACCAGGGCACCGAUGUCCGGCUGUGGGUCAGCCAGUAUGACGGGGAACAAGUUGAGGAGCUCCGGGGCUGCUCGACGGUAGCCAGUCGCCUUUCAGCGAACAACACGGACAUUGACUCCGGCCGGGCUUUCCACCUCCCUCCCUCCCGCCCCCACUAUCAGCAUACCAAAGCGGACGAAUUCGGUUCUUUCGGUCACGAGCGGAGGUCCGCGGCGAAACAUGAACAAGAACCACCGAGUGCCGAGCAGCCGUUCUCUGAGUGCCGUGGAGGUGAAGAGUAAGUUCGGGGCAGAGUUUCGCCGGUUCUCUCUGGAUCGUUCAAAGCCGGGCCGCUUUGAUGAGUUCUACGGCCUUCUACAACACGUGCAUCGCAUUCCUAAUGUGGAUUUGCUGGUGGGCUACGCUGAUGUGCACGGUGACCUGCUGCCCAUCAACAAUGACGACAACUACCACAAGGCCAUCUCCACCGCCAGCCCCCUCCUCAGACUCUUCCUGCAGAGGAAAGAGGAAGCAGACUAUACAACCUUCGGUACCGAUUCGCUGACGAGAAAGAAGAACACGGUUCUUUCGGCAGUUCUUCUCCGACCCGACCCCAACAGGAAAAAGCCCCCGGUUAUCAUCAGCCUCCCGAGGGACUUCCGCCCCGUCUCGUCCAUCAUCGACGUGGACAUCCUGCCCGAGACGCACAGACGCGUACGCCUGUACAAGCACGGUCAGGAAAAGCCUCUGGGCUUCUACAUUCGUGAUGGCUCCAGCGUACGGGUCACGCCACAGGGCUUGGAGAAGGUCCCCGCCAUAUUUAUUUCCCGGAUGGUUCCCGGAGGCCUGGCAGAGAGCACCGGUCUCCUGGCAGUGAAUGAUGAGGUUCUGGAGGUGAAUGGCAUUGAGGUGGCUGGCAAGUCUCUCGACCAAGUGACUGAUAUGAUGAUCGCUAACAGCCACAACCUUAUCAUUACCGUGAAGCCGGCCAACCAGCGGAACAACGUCGUCCGGGGGGGAGGCACGGCUUCCGGUAGCUCAGGACGCUCCUCAGACAGUGGUGCCAGCUACUAUGGUUACUCUUCCUCGGCCGGGCUCUCCGCAAGUACCUCCAUGCCCUCGCACAUCAUCCAAAACUUCCCCGUCGGGGAGCUCGAGAGCGACGAGGAUGACGAGGACCUUGUCAUCGAGGCAGGGGGUGACAUUGAGCCAAUCAGCCGCACGCCGUCCAACUACAGCAUGCCGCCGCUGCCUCGCUAUGAGCCGCACCUUAACCUACGAGCUUCCGCCUCGCCAUCGCCCCUUCCGGUCAACGGCACCGUGCUGGGCUGUGGGAGCAGCGGCUCACUGAACAAACCUGGAUCCUCCACGCCGUCGCCUGACAGAGCCGCAAGGAGGCGGAGUCUCGAAGAGGAUGGGACGGUAGUUGCUGUGAUUUUCGACCACCAGAGGGCACUCAAGAGCAAAAACUGCGAAUCUGUUCCGGCACAAAUUCAAGAAAACAUCCUGCUUCAGCCACAGCUCAGGGGAACUUGAUUGUUUUGAUAGAGGACUAAAGACAUCAGAAACUGGUCCAAUUUAACGAAAAAUCUGAGAAUUUGAAAUGCUAAUUUGUGAUUAAAAAGCAGUUCCAUUCAUUUUCAUUUCCUUUGCAGUUAGUGAAACCACGGUGAAUCAGCGAGUUGGCCUCACAGUUCUGGGGUCCGGGGUUCGAAUCCCGGCACCACCUGCGUGGAGUUUGCAUGUUCUCCCCGUGCCUGCGUGGGUUUUCUCCGGGCACUCCGGUUUCCUCCCACAUCCCCAAAAAACAUGCAACAUUAAUUGGACAUCCUAAAUUGCCCCGAGGUGUAAUUGUGAGUGCGACUGUUGUCCGUCUCCAUGUGCCCUGUGAUUUGCUAGCAGCCAGUUCAGGGUGCAGCCUGCCUCUUGCUCCGACGCGCCCCUGCAACUCUUGUGAGGAGAAGCAGCAAAGAAAAUGGGCGGAUGGAUUUAACUUGGGGUACGUUCGUACUCUGCACGCCCUUGCCAAUCCAUUUAAUAACCGCUACGUACAUAUUUUUUGCAGGAUCUGCAAUGAAUUUCUAGAACGUAUAUCAUUGUAGUUUUCCAGAAUAAAUCAAUAACUAUGUACAGAGUUGCACGAAUGACGUGGGAAUUUUAUUUUGGCCACAGUAUAGUUAUGAUGCACGCAAAGCCCUGAUAUAUGACAACAAAGUAAGUGUAAUUUGUGCACACAAUACUAAUGGGUAAGUUUGUGAUCGUUCUGAUUAACAGCGAAGCAAAUAGCUCCCAGAUAUAAUACACAAAUGUUACAAGGCCUACAUACCGUA
Messenger RNA from Syngnathoides biaculeatus (alligator pipefish), 2504 nucleotides. It is a transcript of the gene pard6b, whose product is annotated as par-6 partitioning defective 6 homolog beta (C. elegans). Gene Ontology annotation, biological process: regulation of cellular localization; establishment or maintenance of cell polarity; centrosome cycle. The record is from RefSeq and is a predicted model, not a curated record. Bases 415 to 1710 code for a protein of 431 amino acids. The transcript has 4 exons. Gene Ontology annotation, molecular function: protein kinase C binding. NCBI's taxonomy places the organism in Eukaryota, Metazoa, Chordata, Actinopteri, Syngnathiformes, Syngnathidae. Gene Ontology annotation, cellular component: apical plasma membrane; nucleus; cell cortex.